AUGGCGUUUCGUGACGAUAGAAAGCGUAUUAGUGCAUCAGACACGUCUGCUGACGAAGAAGCAGUGGUUAUUCCGGAAGAAGCUAGAUGCAACUGCAAGGGUACAUGCCAGAGAGUCCGUCGGGGAAAUAGAGGUUAUCAAUGUAAAGCAGCAGGGGUACGAUGUGUUCUAUUAUGCGGAUGCAGACAAGAACGUUGCAGAAAUCGUGAAGAUCACUUGGACGGUGCACAUAUGAGGAAUGAUGGUGAAGAAACAGUUCGUGCUGUAACAGCUCCUAGACAGUCAUUUCCCACAGAGGAAGAAAUCCAGGGAUUCGUGAGAGGGUUGACAAUAGAACAGCUGCAAAGAACGUUGACCAGUUUCUUGCGUCAUGGUAGAGGAUCGUUUGAUCUUGCCAGAAUGUAUUCUGAUAUUGAGGACCAAGGCACUGUGGGAGAUCAUCCGUUUGCUGCACCCCCCAACCCAAAUCCUCCUAGGUGGUGCAAAUGUGGAAGGUGUGGGGACAUGGGUACAGGAAGAGCAAGAGAGAACGUCUGCUGCCAACAAGAUCAGUGUGUCACAACGGAAGAAUAUUUGAGAGCCACAUGUCUAGAUCAUAAUGUGCUGACACUGACCAUCCGACUACAUGCAGAUUACAUGAGUGAAAGACCCAACUACAGAGCAAAUGGAUUUCGAAAGGCAGCUUAUCGGCAAUACAUUCUUGGUCGCUAUGAAUAUCUCGGUAAAGGAACAAGACGAAUAGCUCCUUGUGUCGUUCGUUGUGUCAGACAUUGGUUUCCAGCACCAGAUGGGAGGUACAUGGGCUACAAGAGUGAGUAA
Messenger RNA from Corticium candelabrum, 819 nucleotides. RefSeq lists its product as uncharacterized. NCBI's taxonomy places the organism in Eukaryota, Metazoa, Porifera, Homoscleromorpha, Homosclerophorida, Plakinidae. The transcript has 4 exons. The record is from RefSeq and is a predicted model, not a curated record. Bases 1 to 819 code for a protein of 272 amino acids.